Oenanthe melanoleuca is the source of this 1136-nucleotide messenger RNA. RefSeq names its product EF-hand calcium binding domain 7 (gene EFCAB7). Lineage: Eukaryota; Metazoa; Chordata; Aves; Passeriformes; Muscicapidae. Gene Ontology annotation, molecular function: calcium ion binding. The record is from RefSeq and is a predicted model, not a curated record. The coding region runs from base 87 to 1136 and encodes 349 amino acids. The transcript is spliced from 9 exons.
CCCCGAGACUGGGACUGAGACCGGGAUCCCGGGACCGAGACCGGGACCGCCGUCGCUGUGGGCUCGUCGCGUCCCUCUGAGCGCGGAUGGCCAGCACUCCUGGGAAUCAGAAAGCCCCACACUCAGAAAAUUCCCAAGGGAAGAAGUCCCAGCAUGCAGAAGAAGCCAUUUUUUACAUGAACUGCAGAGCAGCUUAUCUGACUGUCUUCAAAAGCAGCUUAGAAAAUAUUAAAUCAAAAGAACAACUCAGUUUAGUGCUUCAACAGGCUGGAAGAAAUCCUUCUCAGAAGACCAUUAACAAAUACUGGACUUCACAAACAACUUCACUGAAUUUUGAUGAUUUUUGUGCUAUUUUAAAAAAAGAAAAGCCAACUACAAAAAAUGAACUGCUGGAAGCAUUUGGGAAAAUAGACACAGAUAAGGCUGGAUAUAUUUUACAUGAUGAACUUUGUAAAAUUCUUACAACAAGAGGUGAUAAAAUGACCUGGGAGGAAGUGACCACCAUUACUAACCAAGCUGAUUUUAACUGCAGUGGCAAACUUGACUACAACAAGUUCUGUGAGCUGUACCUGACCACCAGUGAGCAGUGCUGCAAAGCUGCAAGGGACAGGCUGGAAACUGAUCCCCGACUGAGGCAGCAGCACUUUGGCAAUCAAACUGAAAAUUUCUCUGAAGGGAUCUCACUGCCAGUGUCAAAACCAUCCCCAAGGGUCUCCAGGAAAACUGAUCACAAACUGCCUAAAGCUGACAGCAGAGCUCCUUCAAGACCUUCAUCAGCUCCAAGCAGCAAAGCUUCCACCUCCACCACUGUCACUGUGGGUGCCAGCAGCAGCAGCAGCACAAAGCUAAUUGUUGAGCCUGACACAAUGAAGGAAUGGCAACAUGCACAGUGCAGAGGCUGCUUCUACCUGGAGGAAGAUGGGGAGAUCAUCAGUCACAAGUACAGGCUGCACCUACCCCAAAGAUCUGCACUCUGUGUCACCAUCAGACCUUUCACCAUUCCCCAAGCAGAAAGAAAAUCUUGUCACUGGUUGUCUGUGGAUACAACUUUGUUUAUUCUGAAGGAAAAUGAAACCCAAGAGAAUCUACAGCUUGUGAGCUUUACUGAACUCCAAAACAAAGAGUGUGUGUGUUAA